Ascochyta rabiei is the source of this 1227-nucleotide messenger RNA. RefSeq lists its product as uncharacterized. Bases 1 to 1227 code for a protein of 408 amino acids. Lineage: Eukaryota; Fungi; Ascomycota; Dothideomycetes; Pleosporales; Didymellaceae. The record is from RefSeq and is a predicted model, not a curated record. The transcript has a single exon.
AUGCGACUACCUCCAGACGAAUACUUCCCGUCACGGCCUUUGACGGCCAAAACAAACCACAGAAACGUGCACCAAUACUUCCCCGUCGAUACAUCUGGCCCGGGAAGUGACGAGUCGUCGUCCUUCUUAUCCCAGACCAGCGAAAAUGCGAGCGAGAAAGAGAGAAUCAGGCGUGCCUCUACCAGAUCAAUUCGUUUCGAAGACGAGCAAGGCGUUCUCCAAAAGAUGUACUCUACAUUCGUGCGCAAACUUACGUUCAAAAGCGGACUUCCACUCAAACCUGCCUUGAAGGGCAAAGAGAAAGCUGUGCCUGAUGAGCAUGUCUUACCCAACAACAGUUCCAACGAUAGUUUUGACGUAGGAGGCGAAGUCAAGGUCGCAACCAUUCCUCGCCCUAAGAUUCAGGAUGGCAGUCCACCUCAAGGGCCAUUGAGCCCUGGGGUUGGGCCUGCACCCAAGAGCACGCCGGUCUCCAAGGGAGAGAGCAAAACCGAGAAUAAAGUUAGCGGGCCUGAGGUCGCCGAUGGUAGCCAGUCACAAUGGACGUCAGUCUUUGAGGACACGCCAGCAAUCAUAGCCAAGCCAACACACAAAGGCAAAGGCAAGGGCAAGGCCGUAUCGGCAGAGGAUGCGCCAGAGAAUGUCGGGGCACAGACAGACGGACCUGCGUCUGAUGACGACUGCGCGAUCGAAGACUCGUCGACUGAUCAAAAAGCACACCAGUCCAAGGCUUCGGCAAUCAUUCGCUCGCGCACGCCAAGUCUAGAGCGACUGCAAGACCGCAGCGAUCGGGCAACGAGCGGCACGCCUUGGGGAGUGCUCAGAACAGAAUCACCGGAACGCCAGCCAGCGCGAUAUGCGCAUCCGGGCACACAAGAUCGCACGUUUCCCAUCCAGCCACUGCCUCCAGUACAGCCCUUUACAGGUCGGUCGGACUUCACCAUUAGGCACUUCCCUACGGCGGCAACAGGCUCCUCUGUGGCAGGACCGUCCUCAUCAAGGGUCCCAACAGUAGGAGUGGCAACCCCCAUGUCAACAAGAUACCACGUGUUAGUCGGCAAGCGCCUCGUGCAGAAGAGUGUCAAGAGCCAGCUCGGUAUAAAAGAGAUUCCGAGUCCAGCAAUUCGUCCAACCAAAAGUCUGAUAGACACAGCAAUUGGCUUUCUCUACAGCGACAAGGACCGGAGGAAUCCAAGCGAAGAGCACGAAGACAGCAGUCUUGAUUGA